CGCUCGUCCGCUUUACUUUAUACCUGUGAACAAUGGCUUCCCGACGGACACCAAUUGACCGCUAUCCAACGGCAACAUCAGACCUUCAGCAUGAUACUGAGGAUAUUCUCGCCUCUGUUCAGCUCAGCGCCUCAGCAAUAUCACCAGACCCGACUCUGAAUAAAAACACACACAUUCAAUUCCUAGUUCGCAAUCUCAUCCAGGGGUUUCCUCUUCGCUACACGAGCCAAGAUGCGAGUCAGCCAUGGCUUAUGUUUUGGACACUGCAGAGCUUUAGCAUCCUCCAAGUCGGAAUCGAUCCCAGCAACAAACAAAGAGCAAUUGACACGAUAAUGACAUGGCAACAUCCUCAGGGUGGUUUUGGUGGUGGUCCCGGACAGUCACCGCACUUGCUCCCGACAUAUGCUUCCGUCUGCGCUCUAGCCAUUGUCGGGCGUCCUGGUCCAGGAGGUGGGUGGGAUGAAAUAGAUCGAGAGAAGUUGUACCGGUGGUUUAUGUCGCUCAAACAGCCCGAUGGGUCCUUCCUUGUAACUCACCACGGCGAAGUUGAUGUUCGGGGAAUCUACUGCCUCCUCGUAACUGCCUACCUUCUCAACAUCCUCACUCCCGAACUGGUCUCCGGAACCGCGGCAUUUAUCGCUUCAUGUCAAACCUACGAAGGCGGCUUUGCCUCCGCCUCACAUCCCUACUUCCCAGCGACCAUAUCUAUACCGGAUGAGUCAUCGUCAUCGAUAGAGCCACCAACAACAUGUCUCCCGUCUCCACGCCCAAACCUGGGUGAAGCGCACGGAGGAUAUACGUUCUGCGCUUUGGCAUCUUGGAUUCUACUCGCUCCUUUCCUUCCUUCAUCAACAUCUUCACCCGAGUCCUCGACGCCACGACAAACCCCUUCAAUAAACCUCCGAUCGCUAUUACGCUGGCUUGUAUACAUGCAAGGCUCUGAAUCCGAAUUGGGAGGGUUCAAAGGCCGGACGAAUAAGUUGGUAGAUGGAUGUUAUGCGUGGUGGGUCGGAGGGGAGUUUGCGUUGCUGGAGGCGCUGGGUGUUAGUGGCUAUGAUUUCCCCCAUUCUCAUUCACAGGAAGGCGAGUCAGAGAAGGACGACAUGGAUGCUGAGGAGGAAGAGUGGGAUGACGUAGAUGACUCGGUGUUCAAUCGUCGAGCUUUGCAGGAGUAUAUCCUUAUAGCGGGCCAACAUGCGGCUGGAGGUCUCCGUGACAAGCCACCAAAAAACGCUGACUCGUAUCACACACUAUACUGUCUGUCCGGCCUUUCUGCCGCUCAGCAUCGAGUCUUUCCCUCGAAAGAGAGGAAGGUAGAGUUGACAGACACGUGGGUAAAUUCUGCUCCAGAGAGUAAUCAACUAUCCGACCUCGAAAUGAGCAAGACGGCCUAUAUCGAAUCGUUGUGCUGGACAGAAGAAGAGGGGACUUCAAAGGUUGUCGGCCCAGCUUCAAAUCGUGUCAACGCAACACACCCAUUAUUCAACCUCACGAUCACGCAUACGGAAGCGAUAGUUGGGCAUUUUUAUAAGCAGACGGUUCCGAAGCAUGCGUUCGCCAAGAAGCAGGCUCAACAGGCAAAGGAAAAGGCAGAGAAAUCAAGGCAGAAGUCUGAGCAGGCUGCGUCUUCGAGUUGAGUUCGUGGCGGGUCAGCGGGCUGUCACUUCCCUCAUGAUUAACUCGACUUGGUGGCUGGGUCACAGGAUUUGUAGGUUGUUUUGGGUUCUACAGUAUGACCGGAUUGACUACUACGAUCAGAGAUUCAUACGGGAUAUUAGUUUGGGUACUGUGCGGAUGUACAUAGUGUAUUCACUUAAGGCCGCUGUACUCGUUGUGGUGGUGGUUUCGUUCUCCGUCAACAGUUAUUGCUAGCUCUCUUAGGCUGCUAGUACAUGGACAUUGCUCCAUCUUCUUUUGAGACCAAAUCCGAGAGGGGUUGUUUCCCCCCUCUACUUCGAUCCCUUCGCCCCCCGUGGUCUCGCAUGUAUAUUAUAUGAUUACUGAGGGCUAGUCUCGCAAUACGUAGCUAGCUAUAUGUCAAACCCCGCAAAUUCUUAUAUGGGAGCUCAGCUACCCGAGACCACUCUAAAGUUCUACUGUCAAUGACAAAACCCAGUUCAAAGGAUCUGCGCCGCGUUCGCCUUCACCGACUCCUCCAGCGUAACGUAUCUAUCCCUCCCCAAAGCCUUCAGCAGCUCCAAGCUACGGUCCCUCCCCUCAAUGGUACUCAGAUUUUUCGCCUCAUCAGGAAUAUUCUCCGGCCACGAACGUUCAGGGUAGGCAUUGCGCAAAAUGUCGAGGAUAGCGCUCCAGUUAUAUGUCUCCGAGUAGGCGAAGAUGCGCUCGGACUUGACGGUCGGGUUGAUCAGAGCGGCGAUGUGAAGACGGGAAGCAUCGACGACAUCGACGAACCAGUAAGGCGCCGCUCCUGGCUUCUUCAGAAUGUCGUAGUCUCCCUUCAGCAGCGCCCUCAUCCACGUCAAAGUCUCCGACGACAGACUCUCGUGCAACGCCGCUCCAAAGGUGACAGAUGGCAAGACCGUACUAAACUCGAAGUGGGGCUUCUCCUCCUCCACGAACUUCCAACAAGCCUUCUCCGCCUCCGUCUUACUCGCCGCAUACACGAGAUACUUUCGAUCGUCCUCGUACGGUGGAGGCGCCCACGCGAGCUUGCUGGCGAGGUCGUUCCAGGAGUCGGUGGGGACGCUGUACGGAGUGUUGGAUUGCCCGAAGCCAGUGGUGAUGGCGGAAGAGGUGUAUACUACGCGUUUGACGGAAGGUUCGCGGGAUGCUGAUUUGAGGAUGUUGAGAGCGCCGGUAAUGGUCUCGGGGAUGACGACGUUCGGGUCUGGCGAGAAAGAAACGUUGGAGGCGAGGUGGGCCACCCCGCUUACGCCUUUCACGGCUUCAUCAAAGGCUCCGUCAGCGUUCAUGUGGGGAACGACAAAAAGCUCGAACUUCCCGGGUCCGUACUUCUUGUCGAAGAGCUCUUUGACCCAUUGUGCGCGAGAUGCGUCGCGGACGGUUCCACGGACUUUGUAGCCUGCAAGCAGGAGCUGCUCGGCGGUCUGGGAACCUAUGUAGCCGUUGACACCGGUGACGAGAACUGUAGAGCCUUCAGGGAUCGCGAGAGCAGACAUGGGUGGGGAUAUGAUGGUUGUUGAAUGUGAGAGAUUGAUAGUAGUUGUGUCG
Molecule: messenger RNA, 3192 nt
Organism: Stereum hirsutum FP-91666 SS1
Lineage: Eukaryota; Fungi; Basidiomycota; Agaricomycetes; Russulales; Stereaceae
Product: terpenoid cyclases/Protein prenyltransferase
Exons: 10
Coding region: 33-1637 (534 amino acids)
Biological process (GO): protein farnesylation
Cellular component (GO): protein farnesyltransferase complex
Molecular function (GO): protein farnesyltransferase activity
Source: RefSeq, a predicted model, not a curated record